AAGUCUCAAGAGGUCGAGAACCUGUACAUAUGGGCGCUACGCGGGUACGAGAAGGCAUGGGGCGCGGAGCACACGUCGACGCUGGACACGGUCAACAAUCUCGGCAUUCUGUACAAGAGCCAAGGCAAGCUAGCGGAGGCGGAGGAGAUGUACUUGCGGGCGCUAGGCGGGUUUGAGAAGGCAUGGGGCGCGGAGCACACGUCGACGCUGGGCACGGUCGACAAUCUCGGCAUUCUGUACAAGAGCCAAGGCAAG
Messenger RNA from Dissoconium aciculare CBS 342.82, 255 nucleotides. RefSeq lists its product as uncharacterized. The transcript has a single exon. Gene Ontology annotation, molecular function: protein binding. The annotation marks the transcript as partial. Lineage: Eukaryota; Fungi; Ascomycota; Dothideomycetes; Mycosphaerellales; Dissoconiaceae. The record is from RefSeq and is a predicted model, not a curated record.